Molecule: messenger RNA, 682 nt
Organism: Chenopodium quinoa (quinoa)
Lineage: Eukaryota; Viridiplantae; Streptophyta; Magnoliopsida; Caryophyllales; Amaranthaceae
Product: probable WRKY transcription factor 75
Exons: 2
Coding region: 10-597 (195 amino acids)
Biological process (GO): regulation of DNA-templated transcription
Molecular function (GO): DNA-binding transcription factor activity; sequence-specific DNA binding
Source: RefSeq, a predicted model, not a curated record
AUUAUUACUAUGACUACUACUCCAUUUUCAUCAAUACCCUUAGUAAAUUUUCCUUUCUCAAUGACAAACAUUAUUCCAAUCUCUCAUCAUACACCCAUCUCUUCUUCUUUUUCGUUGUCUUUGAUUGAUGUUUACAAGAAUGGACUUAUUGGGAUAAAUACGACGAAUACAAAGACUGAGCUAGGGAUGGAGAUGGAUAUGGAUUUUCAACAUGAUAAUGGAAAAAGAUUAGCUCCUAAUGAAUAUGUUGGAUCGUCGAGUGGCGGAAUUAAAGAGAACAAGAAGGAUAACAAGGAGAAAAUGAAAUUGAGAAGGCAUAGGUAUGCUUUUCAUACAAGGAGCCAGGUUGAUAUACUUGAUGAUGGUUAUCGUUGGAGAAAAUAUGGGCAAAAGGCUGUCAAGAACAACAAAUUUCCUAGAAGCUAUUAUCGAUGUACUCAUGGAGGGUGUAACGUAAAGAAGCAAGUGCAGAGACUAACAAAAGAUGAAGAAGUGGUGGUAACAACAUAUGAAGGAGUACAUACACAUCCAGUUGAGAGGUCUACUGAUAAUUUCGAACAUAUUUUGAAGCAAAUGCAGAUUUACGUCCCUCCUUAGAUAUACUUUUUCCAUAAUUAAUUAUAAUCAAAAUUCCAACAAGAUCGACCAAAAAUAUUUUAAAUGGAACAUCUUUAUAAUUACU